AUGGAUCAUUAUGACCUUGUUGUUUUGAAGACCAUAGCUAUAUGUGAAUAUGGGAUUCGCGCCGUGGCAGCCAAGUAUAUCAUGAAGUGUGAUGAUGACACAUUUGUUAGAGUUGAUUCUAUCAUAAGCGAGACAAGAGAAUUUGAAAGUGAUGAAAGCCUUUAUAUGGGAAAUAUGAAUUACCACCACAGGCCUCUUCGCAAUGGGAAAUGGGCCGUAACCUACGAGGAAUGGAUAGAGGAAGAGUAUCCUCCCUAUGCUAACGGUCCGGGUUACAUUGUCUCAUCUGACAUUGCUCAUUUCAUUGUAUCCGAAUUUGAACAGCAAAGAUUAAAAUUAUUUAAAAUGGAAGAUGUGAGCAUGGGAAUGUGGGUAGAGAAAUUCAACAGCUCAAAAGAAGUAGAGUAUGUGCACAGUUUCAGGUUCUGCCAAUUCGGCUGCAUUGAAGAUUACUACACCGCGCAUUACCAAUCGCCGAGACAAAUGGCAUGCAUGUGGGAUAAACUGCAACAUCAAGGUAAACCACUUUGCUGCAACAUGAGAUGA
Molecule: messenger RNA, 546 nt
Organism: Vicia faba (fava bean)
Lineage: Eukaryota; Viridiplantae; Streptophyta; Magnoliopsida; Fabales; Fabaceae
Source: the annotation of a GenBank genome assembly